This is a messenger RNA of Orcinus orca (killer whale), 626 nucleotides long. RefSeq names its product pancreatic progenitor cell differentiation and proliferation factor-like. Gene Ontology annotation, biological process: cell differentiation; multicellular organism development. The record is from RefSeq and is a predicted model, not a curated record. The transcript has 2 exons. Lineage: Eukaryota; Metazoa; Chordata; Mammalia; Artiodactyla; Delphinidae. The coding region runs from base 1 to 609 and encodes 202 amino acids.
AUGUCCGACGUCCUCCGUCAGGUCGUCACGUCGGACGUCGUCUGUCAGAUCCGCACGUCUGACGUCAUCUGUCACGUCGCCCGUCUAACGUCAUACCCUGGAUCUGAGCGUGCCAUAUCUAAGGCCCCCGCGCAUCUGGGUCAUGGAGCCGUCGGCCACGGUCUCCUGCACAGAUGGGCUCAGUGGCCUAGCACCCCAGUCCCCGCCGUCUGUGAUCGAGCACCGAGGCCCAUGCGGGGUCACCAGCCCACAAGCAAGAGCAUGGCAGCCAUCCCCUCCAGCGGCUCGUGCAUGGCCACCCACAACUACUACCGGCACCACCUGGGCUCCACUUCCAGUAACAGCUCCUGUGGAAGUGCCGAGUACCCUGGGGAAGGCAUCCCCCGCCACCUCGGUCUCCCCAGAGCUGACCUGGGACACUUGUGGGCUAGCUUCUUUUUCGGGAAGUCCACUCUCCCAUUCAUGGCCACAGUGUUAGAGUCCCCAGAGCACUCAGAACCAGCCCAGGCCUCCACUGGCAUGAUCACCUGUGACCUGGCUCAGGAAGCCAUGGGGAAGCAGCAGCCUGGCGGCCAGCCUGGCCAAACCAACUACAGGCCCCCGUCCUGAGUGGCCACUACCAGCUG